AUGUCUGAUACUGACGGAAUAAUUCUCGGAAUAUCACUUUCCAUUGGAAUUACUUCUGUAGUUUUUUUGUUGUCUUAUGUUAGCUAUAAGAUUGGUGUAAAGUUUCAUGAUAGACAUGGUUCGGAUACAUCAAAUGAGUCUACAGAGCCUCCAUCUCCAGUUGUUGAAGAAGUCGUCAGACCACAAAGAUCACAAUAUUCAGAUAUUACGGUGAGAUUUUUCGAAGAAUUUGGAAUCAAUGGAUAUCAACCAGAUCCAGCAGUGCACAGACAAAUUGAAACAAUUCGAGUGCGAUCGACUGAUGUCCUACCUGAAUAUCAUGAAGUUGCUGACUCAAAUCCACCAUCUUACCAUGAAGCUAUCAGUGUUUAUAAGGUUGAAAAUGAGAGAUAUUAA
Molecule: messenger RNA, 396 nt
Organism: Chironomus riparius
Lineage: Eukaryota; Metazoa; Arthropoda; Insecta; Diptera; Chironomidae
Source: the annotation of a GenBank genome assembly